AUGUCGGCAUCGUUUUGGAAGUUUAGCCAAGAUUACUCUACAGAGUCGCCGUUAACGGCCAUUCUUAACCGUGCAUUUAUCAAGGUAGAUAGCAAUGCUAGGGUAGAGAAAACGACUAGUAAGGGCAAGAAGGAUACGGGUGAAAACGAGGCGGAUAAUGAAACUGGGAGAGGGAAAGAAGAGCAGGAUGAAGAGGAAGAAGGGGCCGACAGUAGCGAAAAACAUCAAAAUGAGGUUUUAAGCGGGGAUGAGGAGGCUGUGGGCCUUAAUGGGGACCUCCCGGAGACAGAAUCAGAGUACAAAGAUUACAAACCAAACCUAGAUGUUUUAGAGGACCUUUUGGACGACGAGGAAUCGUAUACAGAACUUCUAUGUUCUAAUUUCAAGCUUAUGAUUUUUUUUAAAUACCCGGAGGUUUUAGACAGGCUAAUUGACUACGUGACAAAUGAGCGGCUUUUGAAAGAGACUGAUACUUCUCAAGAAGUCUCCGAUGUUCCACAUGUAGCAGAUGCCCAAGAAGAAUCUGAAAGUACUUCUAUUCCUACUGAUGGUAAAGUAAAGCACAAGAAUGGUGAAAAUGCUGGGGAUAGCAUUGAUUCAAAUCAGCAGGAAGAUUUGGACGCUAAUAAUGAUAACCGUUGUACGCUGCCGCAGGAAACCGCCGAACAGGCAGAAUCCAGAAGGGCUAGGAUGGCAGCCGAAAUAUUAUCUGCUGACGCUUGGCCUAUAUCGUCGGCUAUUAUUGAAAACCAAGAACUAUUAUCUAAGUUAUGGUCUAUGCUUGAUCAUAGUGCGCCACUUUCAAUAAUUUCGUCGUCAUACUUCAUGAAAAUCAACGAAAGGCUAUUAGAUAUGGUAAUUGCAGCCAUGAUUCGUUUUAUUUUGAAUCAGAACAACGUAGUUGAUAGAUUUCUGACACACAUAGAUAAUCCGCCGUUGAUGGACUUCUUAUUAAAAAUUGUCUCCACGGACAAGCCGGAUACCCCAACCAACAUAAUUGGGUUACUAAAGCAGCAGAAGUUAAUUCCGAAGUUACUGGAUCACUUGUCACCAAAGUACUCUUCCUCGGUGCAAUCAGCCGCCGGAGAUUUCUUAAAGGCCCUAGUUACCAUAAGUGCCAACUCAAAUAAUGAAAUUGCAUCAGCAAUUGGUCCUAAUGAACUUACUCGUGAAUUGGUUUCACCACCAAUGGUUGCUAAGUUAAUUGAUAUCAUGUUAGAGGGAGGAACUUCUUUAAGCAAUGGUGUGGGCAUUGUUAUCGAACUGAUUAGAAAAAACAACUCUGAUUAUGAUUUUAUUCAGGUGAUGUAUACCACAUUGAAGACUCACCCCCCAACUGAUAGAGAUCCUAUAUACCUCGGUCACCUGGUCAAAUGCUUUGCUGACAAUAUCCCAAAGUUUAACCGUAUAUUGGUUGAAACAAAGCUUCCUCAAUUAGAAACGCCUUUUGGUUCUAUUGAGCCUUUAGGUUUUGAGAGGUUUAAAAUUUGUGAGUUGAUAGCAGAAUUGCUACAUUGUUCUAAUAUGGGAUUGUUAAAUGAGCCCAAGGGAGAAGAAAUCGUACAUGCAAGGGAUGUAGAGAGAGAGCAUAAAUUAAGUUUGGAUAUGUAUGGCACUACAGAUGGCUCUGUGGAUCAAGAAGGACAAGAAUCUGCAGCUCAGGCACCAUCGGACGACGAAGGAUUAUCUGGUAGGAUCAAAGAUUUGCAUAUAGCUCCUAAUUCCGGUGCGAAUAGCACGGAUGAAAGCCCAUCUUCCGACUCUCAAAGUAUAGUCACUCCUCUUUGUCAAAUGGGCACAGAGGUAAAUUCUGAGGAAUCAUCCGAUAUUGAGCUCUCAGAACAGGCUAUACGUGAACAAAUGGUUAUCGGAGACAGGCUAAAGAUUGCUCUACAUGACAAUCGGAUCAUUUCCACAAUCCUUAAAAUGUUUUUCGACUUCCCAUGGAACAACUUUUUACAUAAUGUUGUUUUUGAUAUCGUUCAACAAAUUUUUAAUGGUCCUUUGAAGUCUGGUUACAAUAGAUUCCUCCUAGCAGAUUUAAUUUCAACGUCACGUAUUACAGAUGCUAUAAUGGAGGGUGAAAAGAAGUGCGAGGAUUACGAAAGAGAAACUGGGUUAAGGUUGGGCUACAUGGGUCAUUUAACGUUGAUAGCCGAAGAAGUUGCUAAAUUUGCUGCUUAUGUUGAAGAAAUGAAAAUUACGUUUAGUAAUAGCAUUAUUAUGGAGACCCUAAAUGAGCCAAAAUGGCGGGAAUACACCGAAGUCGUAUUAGCAGAAACCAGAGGCAAGUAUAGUACUGUCCUCGGUGAUUUUGUUGAAGAUGAUAAACGGGAAUACGGCAAGGUGAUUGAUAAAGAAGAACACGCUCAGUUCACUAACGGAAACGACAUCUAUCAUAACUCGUAUCUGGAACAUGAUGAUGAGAAUUAUGCUGAAUACAGCGAGAUGGACGGAAGUCGUUAUUACGAAUAUGAAGACGAAAGCGGUCAUACUACCAGGAUACAUCUAAAUCAACUUGAUAACGACGACAUGGAUGAUCUCGGCGCAUCAGACACUGUGAAUGAUAGUAAGUUUAGGAAUUACAUGUCCCACGAGCUCGCUAAAGAUUACACAGCAGGCAAUUUCUCGUCUGAUGAGGAGGAUGAUCUUGAGGGACCAGAAGAACAUGAUAGUCACUGGCCGCAGGACCCUAGCGCUAGCGAUCAUACCUCCGAGAAAGUCAGCGCCACUAACUUUAUGCCACAGGUUCCUAAUGAAUCAACUUCGCUUAUGAACCAGAGCAUCUUCAACCAUCGGCCGUUUGAGUUACAGGAGCACGAUGCUGCCGAUGAUGACUACAUGGAUCCCAACGACGACGGCCAAUCCUAUGUGAAAUCCCAUCACCCACUCUACUCCAACAUGCUAUCCAACUCCCAUUCAGAUAACCUCUAUUUUAAGAAAGAAGAUAGCAACGGCGAUGAUAGUGAGGAAAGUGAUGAGGAGCUCAUUAUGGUUGACGAGGCUGACGCUUACGAAGACGACAAUGGCCUCCAACAAAGCGGAAGCGAGUAUGCAUUAUGUCGAACAUCGAGUAAGGAUGAGCUUAAGUGGGAAUCUAAGAACGACUGA
Messenger RNA from Eremothecium sinecaudum, 3111 nucleotides. It is a transcript of the gene SAP185, whose product is annotated as Sap185p. Gene Ontology annotation, cellular component: cytosol; nucleus. The record is from RefSeq and is a predicted model, not a curated record. Gene Ontology annotation, molecular function: protein phosphatase binding; protein phosphatase regulator activity. NCBI's taxonomy places the organism in Eukaryota, Fungi, Ascomycota, Saccharomycetes, Saccharomycetales, Saccharomycetaceae. The transcript has a single exon. The coding region runs from base 1 to 3111 and encodes 1036 amino acids.